AUGUUCCUGGUGGUCCAGCCUCUUCUCUUUAUUUGCCACAACAUACAAACCCCAAUCAACCCACCAAACCCCAAUCAACCCACCAAACCCCAAUCAUCCCACCAAACCCCAAUCAACCCACCAACCCCAAUCAACCCACCAAACCCCAAUCAACCCACCAACCCCAACAACCCACCAAACCCCAAUCAACCCACCAAACCCCAAUCAUCCCACCAAACCCCAAUCAACCACCACCCCAAUCAACCCACCAAACCCCAAUCAUCCCACCAAACCCCAAUCAACCCACCAACCCCAAUCAACCCACCAAACCCCAAUCAACCCACCAACCCCAACAACCCACCAAACCCCAAUCAACCCACCAACCCCAAUCAACCCACCAACCCCAAUCAUCCCACCAACCCCAACAACCCACCAAACCCCAAUCAUCCCACCAACCCCAACAACCCACCAAACCCCAAUCAUCCCACCAACCCCAACAACCCACCAAACCCCAAUCAUCCCACCAACCCCAACAACCCACCAAACCCCAAUCAUCCCACCAACCCCAACAACCCACCAAACCCCAAUACCCACAAAACCCCAAUCAUCCCACCAAACCCCAAUCAACCCACCAACCCCAAUCAACCCACCAAACCCCAAUCAUCCCACCAAACCCCAAUCAACCCACCAACCCCAAUCAACCCACCAAACCCCAAUCAACCCACCAACCCCAACAACCCACCAAACCCCAAUCAACCCACCAACCCCAAUCAACCCACCAACCCCAAUCAUCCCACCAACCCCAACAACCCACCAAACCCCAAUCAUCCCACCAACCCAACAACACCAAACCCCAAUCAUCCCACCAACCCCAACAACCCACCAAACCCCAAUCAUCCCACCAACCCCAACAACCCACCAAACCCCAAUCAUCCCACCAACCCCAACAACCCACCAAACCCCAAUCAACCCACAAAACCACAAUCAACCCACCAAACCCCAAUCAUCCCACCAAACCCCAAUCAUCCCACCAACCCCAACAACCCACCAAACCCCAAUCAACCCACCAACCCCAACAACCCACCAAACCCCAAUCAACCCACCAACCCCAACAACCCACCAAACCCCAAUCAACCCACCAACCCCAACAACCCACCAAACCCAUAG
Messenger RNA from Procambarus clarkii (red swamp crayfish), 1146 nucleotides. NCBI's taxonomy places the organism in Eukaryota, Metazoa, Arthropoda, Malacostraca, Decapoda, Cambaridae. The record is from RefSeq and is a predicted model, not a curated record.